Messenger RNA from Contarinia nasturtii (swede midge), 1882 nucleotides. Its product is annotated as dehydrogenase/reductase SDR family member on chromosome X. The coding region runs from base 683 to 1738 and encodes 351 amino acids. The transcript is spliced from 6 exons. The record is from RefSeq and is a predicted model, not a curated record. NCBI's taxonomy places the organism in Eukaryota, Metazoa, Arthropoda, Insecta, Diptera, Cecidomyiidae.
CGAUGCUGUGUGAUCAAAGUCCGGUUAAGUGGUUCCAAGUGAUAAAUCGAAACAAGUUUUGCCAUAUAAGUUUCGUAUUUAUGGGUUAAUUUCGUGAAUUUUAAUAUUCGGAAUGGGCAACGGCAUCAUGUGAAAGAUGAAUUCAACACACAGAGAAAUCAUCAAUGUAAAUGUCAGAUGAAAGAAUUUCUUCAGCAACAAAAACAAUAAUCCAAAAACCGAAAGCCACACAACAUUCAUAAAUGAGAAAGUCGGUAAUCGUUCAAGUUUAAUUAUAGUUGCAAGACAAUAGUGUUUCCUCAAUUGCUGACUCAAAAUACCGAAGGUAUUCUUUGUUUCGGUCUAAUAGAAAAUGCGAUUUGGUACAUUUAUUUCCAAUACGUGAUGGUAUUACAAAUCAUGCUCUAUCAGAAAAGACCAUCAUAUACAUAUGGAGUGUGUUUUUCAUGACCAAAUAAAUUUUUGAGUGUAGUUAUAAAUACAUAUGCAUGUAUACGAUCGUGAUAUGGUAUGUUUGCGUGUGAAUAGCAGCGUUUAUGUGUACAACAAUAUUCGUUGUGUUCACCGGUACAACAACCUGUAAAAUAAAAAUCAAGUUAAGCAGUCGCGCAUUGGUCUUCACUGUGAUCAAAACAAAAUUCAUCGGUUGUGUAAGGUAAUAAGAUUGUGAACAACAGCAAAAAUGCUGUUUUUUGUAGUGUUGAGCAGCCUUGGCUUUUUGGCUUUUUAUCUAAGCAGAUCGUCCAAAGAGAUGCCAAAGAACUGGCAACAACUUCGUUCAGAGAUUUUGUGGCAAUAUUUGGGCGUGCGGGGGCUCAUCGAAGAUUAUUAUCUACGGAAAUAUAAUCGAGUCGAUCUAUUCAAACAGCCAGGCCGUGUAGCUGUAAUUACUGGUGGCAACAGAGGUAUCGGUGCUGAUGUAGUUGAAAAAUUAUUACAAUGUGAAAUAAAUGUGAUUAUGGGUGUACGAAAUCCAAAAGAGGCUCAGAAAAACAUCGAAUUGCGUGUCGACUUUUCCGAAUUGGACGGAGUUAAAAUCUAUUAUGAAUAUUUGGAUACGGGAAAUCUGAAGUCGGUGCGACAAUUUGCAAAAUCUGUUCAGCAAAAAUUCAACAAAAUUGAUAUACUUAUCAAUAAUGCUGGUAUAAUGGCCUCACCAUAUUAUCUCACCGAAGAUGGUUUUGAGAGCCAAUUCGCUGUUAAUUAUCUGGGUCAUUUUUUGUUGACACAUUUAUUAUUGCCACAAUUGAAAGCGGCCGGUACACAAGAUCUGAACUCACGUGUGGUAAAUGUAUCAUCCUGUGCCAAUAUUCUGGGCGAAAUCAAUAUGAAUGAUAUUAAUGGAACAAAAGACUAUUAUCCACCCAAUGCCUAUAAUCAAAGUAAAUUGGCUCAGGUUCUAUUCACACGACAUCUUCAACUUCUUAUCAAUCAAGACGAAGACCUACAUCUUCAAGUGCAUGCCGUUCAUCCGGGUGUUGUAGAUACCGAUUUGUUUGUACACUCCAGCACAACUUAUGUUCCAUGGUUUAAAAAACUGCUUUUCAAGAACACCGAAGAAGGAUCACGAACCAUUGUUUAUGCUGCUAUUUCACCGAAAAUUGAGGGUAAAGGUGGAUCCUAUUUGAGCAAUUGCGUUCGAGUACCGGUUAAUCCGUUGGCCAAGGACAAAGUUUUGCGCGAAAAAUUCUUUGAUUUCACAUGCAAACUAUUAGAUAUUAGUUUUUUUCCAAAAUGACUAAAUAAUAAUUAAGAAGUGGAACUGAAUCGAUCAGUGCACUUCCAUUAGAUAUAGUGCGCGAUUUAUUCAAAGUUUCGUUGUAAUGACUGAACACCGAGAGAGUAAAAUUUGUUGUUGAAUAAAUGCUCCUGUCGAAUUUAA